UGGAAUUUUUCCCCUUUUUACCUUUCGCUCAUUUCGUAUUUUAAUACAUGGGCCCAGGUAUAUAAAUGCAAAUGUUCGUAUUAAGCGAGUAAUUUUUAAUCUAUUCCUUUGUGGAAGCUGAUGUUUUAGUACAGGGGUUCAUCGGUGGUAAAAUAAGGAAUUAAAAACUGUUUUUUUUUAAUAUUUUCAAAAUCGUUUCUACUUCCAUUUGAAAUUCAAUUUGUGACAAAGAAAAGCAAAUUAGUGAGUAAAAGCUCAUUAUUGUAGAUAUGCAAAAUUUAGAAAUCGAUUCAUUUUUGUUUCUUGAUUGAACAUUGAUUAUUGCUGCGCGAUUGUUAUUCUAAUUUUCCAUUUUCCAUUCUUUUUCACCUUGCCUCCGCAUUCUUAGUUAUUCGCAGGUAUUUCGGGCCAUUUUCUUAUUUAUUUCUUUAUUUGUGAAAAGUUACACAAAAACCAGCUCGAACAAAAUGAAAAUUUUGCCAACGUGGUUCCUGUGCUGAAAAAGUUUGUAACAACAAACAAUCACAUAAUUUUCAGCAUAUUCUCGAGUAUCUUUAAAAGGUUGCUUCUGAAAUCAGAGCAGAAAAAGGCUGAAAGAAGGAUUAAUUGAAAACUACGAAAUACCAACUGCAACUGCAAAAUUGAAGUGAUGCAUUCAAGUUAAAAGCCGCCCGCAGUUCUCUUUCAAGUUUUUCAAAUCGUCUUUUUUACAUCACUAACAUCACCUUCACCGCACAACCACAAAAGCUACAGCACGGUAUUCAAAAAGUCACCAAUUAUUCAAAAAAAUACUCAUAUUGCCAGGAGUUUAUGAUCUUUAUGCCGGUUAGAAACUGUUAUAGGAAUUGCACUAAAAUUAGCAAUAACCACAUUUUGCCCGAAGCACCUUUUGCCGUCACCGUUUACCAACAAAAGUAGCCUGAGACCUUGAACAAUUUUUUUGUAUUUUAUUGGAACAGUGAACCAGAUUUUAUUUGGUCCCACUUUGCGUAAAGUAGUGAGUACUCCAAAAGUGCUUGAGGGCUGGAAACUUCAAUUUCAUGUCAAAAUUUGAUGGUUUUCGAUUCUUCAUCUAAGGUGACAUCAUUUUGAAUUGUUACAUAAUCUAAUUAUAUAUACCCUCUUUGUUCACAUUACAGUUACGUCAUAAUAAUCUUUUCACGAUUGCUACUCAACUUCCUCAGAUUGUCACCUUGUUUCCGGACUUUUCCUCCAAUUCUUCCCGUGGAUCCCAGAAACCAAAUAUAAACAACAACAAUAACAACAACCUACAAAACAGAUACCAACAAGUAAACAGCGGGAAAAUUCAUCUUCCCCCGUUGAGGUCGCUCGAUAUUUUUUCGACGUUGAGACCUAAAAGCCCUCCAAAGCCCGAAAGAAAAAAGGAGGAACCGAAAUUGAUUCUGCCUCAUUUUUCAACACUUUCAUCAUUUCUCGCAGAUGUGAACAAAACUAACGAGCAUCAUUACGUAUCCACAUCAGGAAACAAACAACAUCCAAAUCAAUCACAAUUAUCAGUGAACACUCCAUGCCAUCAGUCACCGGAUGUUAUCAACAACUCUAAACCAGCUGUUAUAUUUAAUAACCAAAAUGACCAAUGUUGGACUCAACGUGCGGAACCUCCUCGUGAGAGCUCCUCAGAACUCAUUCAGCCGAAGUACAUUAAGCCUAUUUACUCGCUGUCAACGAACUCGAAUUGUAAUGUGAGCUCUGAUAGCUCCAGUUAUAAGUCUCUGAUUACCACUUCAGUUAGAAACACCACCAGUGCUAAUAAUAAAACCAUCGGCAUCAACAACAUCAACAACAACAACAACAACAACAACGUAAACAGCAUAAAUUACAUUAACAACAACAACAACAACAACGCUAACGGUUAUAAUCAGUUGGAGGCUUCAAGAGUCGACUGCAACAAAAGUAAUAUAUCAUCAUUUUUAUCACCUGUUAGUGUAAAUAAUUCGAAAGGAGUUGCUUCACCAGGAGCAAAACCGGUUCCUCAAAGCUUGCCGGUCAUUUCAUCAUUGCUGCCGUCUACUGGAAGUCCAAAAGCAAAAGUUCAAAAACUAGUUCCAGAAACAGUGGUCGACAAUUGCCAAAGUGAUGCUAAAAAGUUACCUAAUUUAGGUAGUACUUAUAAUAGUAUUUCAUGCGUUGAGCAAUCAGUAAACACAGUCAUAAUACUAACUCAAAAAAAAUUAGAUUGCGAAAAUCAGGAAAAAAUUUCAUGCCAAGACAGUUUUCUUCACAGCAUCGACAAGAAGAGAAAAACUCCAGAGAAAACUUUGGAAAACUUGGGAAAAGUCGAAGCAGCAACAACUACCUUUAAAACUUCACCUGUGAUGUCAGUUUUCUCUCCUCAAAACCCUGUAGAACUUGGAAAAAACUUCAGUCAAUCUGGAUCAGUGAAACUACAAGACGUUGAAGAUGGUUAUAUGUCACAUAAAAUAAAUGUACAACACUUCGGAAACGUAUAUGACAACAACAAUCGGUAUUACAUUUACCCAGCAUUUGGGCAAAAUGACCAAAAAGAUGAGAUGAAUGAAUUCCAAAUGCAAACAAAAUCUGAAAACGGGGCGAUGAGUUAUAGAAGUCUCGGCUUGGUAGGAAAUGAAAACAUAAUAUUUUCAACGUUUGAUGCAGAUCCACCAGUAAUGAAAUAUGAGCAAACGGAAAUGGACGAAGAACCUGGUUUUGAUCAAAUUGAAGAGUGUUUCGAAAGCGUGAUAGAUUUACCAGUUCAAAAAACCUACACUACCCUCGUGACUCCUCCGGUGGACACUUUCAUGACGUCAUCAGGGUCACGUGACAACAUCAACACGUCAUCAUCAUUAUCAUCAUCACCAACUCUCCUUUCAUUCUCAUCAUCAACAUCAUCAGCUACAGUGACUUCUUGUUCUUCUUCUUUCUCAAGCCCACCUCCUACAAAUGAUCAACACUCAUUCAAAAACACUUCUCAUCAGCCUGUGGUCGCUACUUACUCUUACAUAUCUGCUUACAAGAAACCACCUCCCACGUCCAAGGUCAACGGUGAGCACAUGCGAUCUGAGAUUGAUCAUAGUUCUCUUAGAGGUCCAUCAGCUUACAAUAACUCAUCAGAUGUUGGCGCCUUGCCAUCAAUUCAGUUACUACAGAGCGGCAAAAGUCAAAAACUGCAAAACACAAACAACCAGUAUAUCGAGGUGCAACAGAACCAGAUAUUCGCACAGCUCAAACCAAUUGACCCCAGUGAACAUCAAAGCCUCCAACCAUCAUCACCCAGUGUCAUCAGUAACAUCUCAAGCGUCAAUCAAGCUUUCAAUCAGAGCCAGGUUUUUCAACAGGGUAACUUCCAACCCAGGGAUUACAUAAACAACAAUAAACAUAACAAUAAUGUAACGGGAGGGAAUGUUUUACCUGUGAUUACCGAACUGAUGCCGCCUAAAAUUGAGAACAGAAGCUUUAGCCCGAUUGCAAGUUUCUCGUCUGUUCAAAGUAGCGUUCAUAAUAAUGAUCACAAUAGUCGCUUUGGAGUGCAUAACAUGAUGUCAACUUCUCCGACUGGGUUUUCGUUACCCAAUGAGCCGAGUUCAAUGACAACUCCCGUCGAGACGGCUUCUGAUCAAAAACUGGAGGUUGACACCAAGCUUUCAGAGGUGUCCCCUAACUCGAGCAGUGAUGGAGCGAGUUCAGUUGGAAGCGGAAAAGAUUCGGUGGGAGGAGGGGGACCUGUGAGAUACCAUGCAAUUGACAGAAUCGAGACUUCAAUCAACCUAGUGUUGAACAAUAACAAUAACAACUCAAAGAAGUCUGAGAAGAAAGAAGGAAUGAGAUCCGAUUCGGCUUUUGAAGCGAUGAGUUCCGACUGCAACAUUCACUUGUGGGAAUUCCUGCUCGAGUUGCUCCUAAAAGGGGAACACCGCGACAAAAUAUGCUGGACAGGAACAGACUAUGAAUUCAUUCUCAAAACACCCGACCAGGUUGCCAAACUUUGGGGUGUACGGAAGACGAAACCGAAGAUGAACUAUGAAAAACUAGCGCGAGGGUUGCGAUACUACUACAGCAAGAAGAUCCUUGCUAAGUCGUCGGGAAGACGCUACGUGUACAAAUUUCUCUGUGACAUAUCAAAAUCGAAAGUUGCUAAGGGAAAAGACGAUGCGAUUGCUUUAGUGAAACAAACCCACAACUUCACAGCCGAGUUUAGAGCAGACGGUUUAUUGUAGUAAAGGAUUUUUUUAUCAAAUGAAUUAUGAUCUCUCAGUGUCUAUGGUUAUACAAAUUAUAAUUUAUAUAGGUGUAAAUUUGCUGUUUCAGUGUUCCAUUAUUUCGACAUAUUUAGUUACUUCAGUGGUUUUAUUCAUUAUUUCAGUAUUGCAUUCAAAAGUUGUCUUUUAAUUAUCAACCAUAUCGUAAAUUGAUAUUAU
This is a messenger RNA of Symsagittifera roscoffensis, 4397 nucleotides long. RefSeq names its product GATA zinc finger domain-containing protein 7-like. Lineage: Eukaryota; Metazoa; Xenacoelomorpha; Acoela; Convolutidae. The transcript is spliced from 4 exons. Gene Ontology annotation, biological process: regulation of transcription by RNA polymerase II; cell differentiation. Gene Ontology annotation, cellular component: nucleus. The record is from RefSeq and is a predicted model, not a curated record. Gene Ontology annotation, molecular function: sequence-specific DNA binding; DNA-binding transcription factor activity, RNA polymerase II-specific. The coding region runs from base 2337 to 4196 and encodes 619 amino acids.